AUGCACCCGAAGGACCACAUUGGUGGGGCGGGCUUCGUCUCCGACCACUUCGCGCACAACAACCCCACCAUCAUCGCAUCUAAGCGCAUCCGGCACGACCUCAAGAGCAAGGACGACCGCGACCCCACGAGCGUCUUCGGCAACAACCGCGGCGUCCCCAUCCCGGAGAAGCUCGAGGCGGCCGAGUACAGAGAGCUCUCGGUGGGGGGCCUGCGGUUCGAGCUGCAGAAGAUACACGCCCACCAGCCGGGGGACUUGUUCAUUUUCCUCGACAAGAGCGUCCCUGAGAACGCCGCUGCAGGUAUCGACACCAGCGUCUUCAUGGUCGUCGACACCGUCUUCCCAGGCUGGAUUCCUCUCUUCCCGACGAACCUGAACCCAGACGUCGCCAGCUACUACGAAGCGAUGGACGUUAUCCUGGGCUACGAUUUCGACGUGCUCAUGGCUGGGCACCUUACUCGAAUGGGGACCAAAGCGGACGUGCAGCUCAACCGGGACCUCUUCGCGGACAUCCUGGAAGGAGCCACGGCUGGGUUCGCUGCCGUCUCCCAGGCCGACGUCGGCGCCGGGACAGCAGUAUCCGACCCGACAAAUCCCAACGCGGGAAACGUCUGGCUUCUCUUCACCGAGCUGAUCGCGCGCCAAACGGACAUGUGCGCGGCUUACGUGUUGGACUCCGCCUCUCGCGGGCGAGACUGGCUUGCCGAGGUGGCCGGGGUUGACCUCACACUCCGCACUCAGCACACACAGACCCCACAGCAGCCACCACUAGGUUCAAAGACGCCUACAGGUGUGGUGCGUACAGCCUUCAAGUUCUGGUGACGAUCCGACCAUCAUGGAGGGAGAACUCUGUGGUGAUGUGGU
Ectocarpus siliculosus is the source of this 864-nucleotide messenger RNA. The record is from the annotation of a GenBank genome assembly. NCBI's taxonomy places the organism in Eukaryota, Phaeophyceae, Ectocarpales, Ectocarpaceae.